Molecule: messenger RNA, 1602 nt
Organism: Capronia epimyces CBS 606.96
Lineage: Eukaryota; Fungi; Ascomycota; Eurotiomycetes; Chaetothyriales; Herpotrichiellaceae
Exons: 2
Coding region: 1-1602 (533 amino acids)
Molecular function (GO): ubiquitin binding
Source: RefSeq, a predicted model, not a curated record
AUGGACGGCUCCGCACCUGAGAUCGAGAAAUUACGACUAGCUUACUGUCCUCCUCUAGAUGAUGCCCUUUUCUACGGUAUCGCUUCCGAUUAUGACCUCCCCCGGGACCGCGAGAUCUUGACUAGAGUGCUUGACAGUUUGAAGACCAGUGCAAUAGAGCAAGAGGAUGCAGAAUUCGAUCCAUCAGGGACAGGAGGAUCUCGACUUAUAAAUGAUGCUACCGGCACCACCAGGUCAAGCCCUGAAGAAACAGUGUCCAACGGAGUCACAAGCAUAACAACUGGCCUCUCGGAUCUGAGAUGGCAGGUUUCAGACAACCUGGGUCAUGAUCUGGAGGAUUCUACGUCCGAACAAAAAACAGCAUGGCUUCAACGGUUGUUUCCUGACAUUCCUGAGCGCGAGCUCACCGAUGUCCUCGGGAGUCACGAAGGCUCUCUCGAUAAGGCGACUGACGAAUUGUUAAACCUUUCUUUCCUCAGACAGGAAGAUGAGGUAUUCCCUGCCGAAGAGACACCAGUAUCGAAAGGUAUUGAGGCAUUUGCAGAAGAGUCACAAGUGAAUCGCAAAGGUAGAAAGAAACGGAAGACCCGCCGCCAUGACGCGUCCGGGGCGAGCUCUACCCGUUCUGUCAUGCAGGGUCCAGCACCCAAUCCCUCCAAUGUGUGGGCUACGAUGUCUGAUGAUGUCGACUACAUAUGCUCGAGGACAGGCGUUCAACCACAAAUAGUAAGAUCAGUAUAUCAUGCAAACGGGGCUCGUCUUGGGCCAACAAUCUGGGCCCUGGCGAAGAAAGAGGGCACAGCAUACGACAGCCUUACAGAAGUCGACCUCAUAACUGAGCUUCAAAUCGCUGAGUUUCAGGACGAAUUCGAGCAAGUGCCAAAAUCUCAAAUAUACGGUCUCCUAAUUCUAGCUCGACAUGUUCCCUCUGCAGCCUAUGAGCUUCUGAAGACUAUGACAACAUCUACAGAGAGCCAUUCUCCCGGAAAACUGCAGGUAGCUGCUCAAUAUGCGCCUCCGAAUUUGAAGGAAAACGAACCUUUGUCGAGCUCCACACCAUCGCCUUGGACGACUGCGAAACUUGGUAGUAGCCGAGUGACCGCGGCAUCCUACAGACUUGCUGCGGGUCAAAGCUUCGAGCAAGCCUCUGCUGCAUACAGAAGAAGCAAAUCUGAUCGUCUUUAUGGAGGGGUCGCCGCGUAUCAUUCAGAGAUUGGUCGCGAACGAGUCAGGACGGCCAAGGCACUCCAAGCAGCUGAAGCCGACUCGCUUGUGGCAAGGCAGUCUUCAUCAACAAUGCUCGACCUUCACGGGGUAAGCGUGCAGGAUGCUGUCCGUAUCACCGCCACCAGAGUACAUGAGUGGUGGGAUAGCCUAGGCGAUGCGAAAUAUACCACUGGCGGAGGUGGUCCCCUCAGAGCAGGUUUCAGGAUUGUAACUGGAGUUGGCAGUCACAGUAAAAAUCAUGCUCCUAAGAUAGGACCCGCGGUCAGCAAGAUGCUGAUCCGAGAGGGAUGGAAAGUUGAGAUUGGACAUGGAGAGUUGAUUGUGAAGGGCAAGAACCGACGCUCGGGCGAUCUAUCUGGAAAGGAUGUAAGAUGA